GGAACUGGGUGUUGUUUGAACUCUUUGCAGUACGAAUGUUGAGACAGGGGGCGCUAUUGAGACCUUUCAAGAGGGGCCGGAGUAUGUAAUGUGUGAGAGUGUGAGUGUGCGAGAGAUUGAAAAUAACAAAGAAAGUGUUUAAGUCUUUUCCUGUUGUUAAUAUCGUGAUGGUGGUUGAGCUUUAAUGAUCUCAGAUGCCCUCCGAAGAAGAAGGUAGAUUUUUCCAGGAAGAAUACAAAACCAGCAGUACUUGUUCUCAGCUUGAAUACUUGACUAUUGGGUUAUUGGGACUGCACUGGAAUUGGCGCUGUGUGUGAACUCUACAAAAAUGAGUGUGAGGGGAAAGGGGUACAUCAUGGACCUGGGGGGAAGCUUCACUGAAGAUGCACCAAGGCCACCAGUCCCAGGUGAAGAGGGUGAACUGGCAUCAAAAGACAGGCAGUUGAACCACAAUUUCUAUCCGUUAAAAAAUGAUGGGCUUAAAAGUGAGGCUUCCACAGCAACCCCGCGGAGGCCAGAUUUGGAUUUGGGUUAUGAACCGGAGGGGAGUGCUUCACCAACGCCUCCAUACCUGAGGUGGGCAGAAUCUUUACACUCCUUGUUGGAUGACCAAGAUGGAAUCAAUUUAUUCAGGACUUUCUUGAAGCAAGAGGAAUGUGCGGACCUGUUGGAUUUUUGGUUUGCGUGCAGUGGAUUUAGAAAACUGGAACCUAAUGAAUCUAAUGAAGAGAAAAGGCUUAAAUUGGCAAAAGCCAUAUAUAAGAAAUACAUUCUGGACAAUAAUGGCAUAGUGUCCAGGCAAAUUAAACCAGCGACUAAGAGCUUCAUUAAGGAUUGUGUUAUGAAGCAGCAGAUAGAUCCUGCUAUGUUUGACCAGGCCCAAACUGAAAUUCAGAGAAUGAUGGAAGAAAACACAUAUCCUGUAUUUCUGAAGUCUGAUAUUUAUUUGGAAUAUACGAGGACAGGUGGAGAAAGUCCAAAAUUGUACAGCGAUCAGAGCUCAGGGUCUGGCACAGGGAAGACAUUAUUGGGAUAUUUACCGACUUUAAACGAGGAUGAGGAAUGGAAGUGUGACCAAGAUACAGAUGAACAAAAAGGGAGAGAUUUGGCCACUGCAAAUAGGCUCACUCAGAAAUUGCUGAUGGAAACAGCACCACAACGUAGUGGCCCAAACAGAAGGUUUGAUGAAGGCCGGGAGUACAGGCAUGGGGCAUGGCGUGAGCCUGUCAACCCUUACUAUGUCAACACUGGGUAUGCCCUGGCACCAGCAACCAGCGCCAAUGACAGUGAGCAGCAAAGCAUGUCAAGUGAUGCGGAUACCAUGUCAUUGACAGACAGCAGUGUAGAUGGGAUCCCACCAUAUAGAAUCCGAAAACAACAUCGGCGGGAAAUGCAAGAAAGUGCCAAAGCAAAUGGACGAGUGCCGCUACCUCAUAUUCCUCGUACACAUCGGAUGCCAAAAGACAUCCAUGUUGAACCAGAAAAGUUUGCUGCGGAACUCAUCAGUAGGCUGGAAGGUGUGUUGCGAGAACGUGAAGCAGAGGAGAAGUUGGAAGAGCGACUUAAACGUGUGAGAGCGGAGGAAGAAGGAGAGGAUGGAGAUGUCUCAUCAGUGCCCUCUACGGUUAGCCACAAACUGCCACCUGCCCAGACAAUGCAACACUUUAACUCUCGUUACUCUGAGAUUGGCUGUGGUGGAUUACAAAUGCGUGAUGCUCAUGAGGAGAAUCCAGAAUCUAUUCUUGAUGAACAUGUCCAACGUGUGAUGAAGACUCCUGGUUGUCAAUCUCCUGGACCUGGGCGACACUCUCCAAAGUCCCGCUCUCCUGACGGCUUAUCCAGUGGCAAGGCAGCAGGGUUAAUGGGAACAGUGCUACCUCCAGGGCAUAAACAUGCAUCCAAGUCUGGGAUGAAGGUAGAAGCUACCAACACGUACCAUCACAAACAUGUUUACCACCACAUCCACCAUCACAGUGGGAUGAAACCAAAAGAACAAAUUGAGGCAGAAGCCACACAGAGAGUCCAGAGUAACUUCUGGAAUGCAGAUUCACACCACUAUGCAACAAAGUCACGGAACUAUGCUGAAAGCAUGGGGAUGCCACCUAAUCCAGUGGAACCUUUGAAUCAUGGUAGUAAGAGCAACACACUGUCGAAACGAAAUGCUAAGAAGGCUGAGUUGGGCAAAGUGGAUCCUGGAAACUAUGAAACUCCGGCACCUCCAGAAGACCUUGAGCGGAAUCAGAAGAUCCUGCAGUGGAUAAUAGAAGGAGAGAAGGAAAUUUAUAGGCACAAAAAAACUCCUCAUAGUAGUAUAGGAGCAAAGAAACAGCCGAGUCAUGAUACUUCCAGACCCAGUUCAAUCGAGAGGCCAGGAACCGUUCAUCCGUGGGUCAGCGCUCAACUGCGAAAUCCUGUCCAACCAUCCCAUCCAUUUAUUCAGGACCCAACCAUGCCACCCAACCCAGCACCCAACCCUCUUACUCAACUGGAAGAGGCACGGAGGCGGCUUGAAGAAGAGGAGAAGAAGAGUGGCAAAGUACAGUCCAAGCAAAGGUAUGUGCAAGAGGUUAUCCAACGAGGUCGCACGUCUAUCAGGCCAGCAUGUAUUCCAGUGCUGAAUGUGGUACCAGCCGUCUCCGACAUGGAUCUCUCCGAGUCAGAGCAUAAGCCACAAAAGAAGUCAGCUACUGGCGAUAACAUUGUUGUGGCCUACUAUUUCUGUGGGGAGCCAAUUCCAUACAGAACCACUGUUAAAGGGCGUGUGGUCUCACUGGGACAGUUCAAGGAGCUCUUGACUAAGAAAGGGAAUUACAGGUAUUAUUUCAAGAAAGUCAGUGAUGAGUUUGACUGUGGUGUGGUAUUUGAAGAGGUGCGUGAUGAGGAUGCAAUUCUGCCAAUUUUUGAGGAGAAAAUCAUUGGAAAAGUGGAAAAGAUUGACUAAAUGCCAGGCAAGCAUAAAGAGGAGUAUGUAAUGGUACAAGAGAAGUUUCAGCUGCCAAGAGUAUUUCAGAAUGCAUUACGGGGGUCACAGCAGUUAACUGUGGAAAACGCAUCGUACUGACUGCUUUGAGGCUUCCAACUCUCCACAGGGAUGUUUUACAACUGCUCAAUAUAAGCAGAAAAAGUGGUGCUUUCAACACCAGGGUCUGCCAGUGCAGUCCUUUGAUGGGAAUGUUUGCAGCGUUACCUUCUCUCUCUCAGUAUAUUUCAAACACUAAGUGUAAUGUAGCAUUGUAAAAUUGUAUUAGAAAAAAUGUAAUAUGAAACUGUUUACUAAAGCUGCAUAUUUUUGAUAUAAUGUAAUCGGAGGAAAAUAGCAUUUUUAAUGUAACAGUGCUCUUAUGUUAUUUUGAAACAUACAUAUAGGUACUUGAACUCACCAAAUGUGUACAGCCAUCUGUAAUAAUAGCUAUUUGGUCCGUAUUUCAAACCAUUGAAAGGUGUUUCUCCACUUGUAUAAUGGAUGACUAUCACUGAUUCCGUUGUCUUACCGGGACAAAUUGUCCGUCAAAGUUUACAUAGGCCACCCUUGCAAAUACUGCUGUAUAGGCCUUUUUCAUAUGAAAAAGUUGCACAGUUUUUUUAAGACUCAAUACAAUAGGAAUGUGUAUGUUGUGUAGAAAGUGACUAGUACCAGACUAGUCUAGUAAGUACUUGUACGUAUUCUCUCUCUCUUCCCCGCCCCCCACACCCCCUCCUCAGUAUUUUGUUGGUACAGAGUUGAAAUGCUGCUUCCCAGCUCCUGCAUGUUAAGGCUAGGGACUCCACGUGGAUAGCUCAACCUCUCACAUCCUGACUGAAUAGACCCAUCCACACAACAGCACAGAUGAGUUAGUUUUGCCACUUUACACUGGCAAUAUGGAUGUUGCUGUUUCUGUUAGAGCAGGUGGAGUAGCUUGUGACUAUUGCAUUGGUUUUCUGGGCAUUUGCAGCUCACCACAAUGAAUUAAUUGUGCAGCGGUUUUGCCAGUCAGCAUCCUAGACUGAGAUUAUAUCUCUGUAAUUGGCCUCAAUAAUUCGACAUAUAUUGAACAAGUUGACAAAAUGAAGUUUGCAUUCCAACACCACGAUCACAAGCCUUUGGAUCUUUUAUGCUUUUUAACCAACAUCCAAGCUGCCAAUAGUAAAUGUACAGUGUAGAAUGCAGUAUUUGCCAGCGGCCACCGUGUUGCCUUUACAUAACUGAUGCAGGUAGAUGCAGUGCCAUCUAUAUUAGUGCAGUAAUAGGUUUAAAACAUGUAAACAGGCUGUGCAGUUGGCUGCUUCAAGCAUUACGUGUUCCCUUAAGCAGCCACCCUUUUCAUCACCCAAUACCAUCUUAUCAACAAACCAAAAUAUUUACUUAUUUAAUUGUCAGGGUGGUAUUUUGUUAAACUUUUCUGUUUGAACAUUACCCAGAAAACAUGUAAAGUUUAAAGCAACCAAUCAAAAUUUCUGUAUCUCUCGUAAAAAAUCAUUCUAGGUCUAACAUGGAUGCCAAAAAGUCACUUAAGCAGUGAUGUGAGAGUGCCACAUGUCUGUCUUCCAUUCCGUUUAUUGGCAGUCCACAACAUUGUAAUGAAUAAACCACAGAUAAAAUGUGCCAAUGUCUGUUUUACCCUUUACACUCUGCAAUAGUAAGCAUUCUUAGAACUACACUUGGUGUACUGUGCUAGAUUAGCAUUAGCUACAAGGAUUACACACUACUGCAGCAAAACAAAUCCACUCUUCACUAUUUUAGCUCGAUAAGACCAACACUCAAAACAAAUAUUUUGCAGCUUUGUACCACUUGUCUUUAAUCAGAUCUUGGGCAUUCUGAUUUUCCUGCAUAAUUUAAAUUGCAACAUUUCUUUGGUACCGAGCUAAAAUCUUUGUAGCCCAUUAAAAUGGUGCUUUUUUAUAUAAAAAGGAGAUAUUUUAGGUUUUCUGGAACUUUUUUUUCUUGUGCAGGGGAUGGGGGGGAGAAAGGCCUAUACAGUAAAACACCGUUGGAAUGUAAUCUGAGACUGGUAAUUGCCCAGAUAACAAUUACCUGCCAACCUGUGUGCUGGUUUGUUAUAGAACACAGUGUCCUAACUCAAAAAAACUAAAAUAAGGGCAUCAAUCUUGGUUUGAAACAUUCAUCCUGCAAGUUGGACUUUUGCCACUGUGCCAGUCACUAGCUAUACUAACCUAAACUCGAAGCUGCCAACCCCUGCUUCUGAUGGCAGUGUUUGUCCUAACAAUUUCAUUACUGCCAUUUGUCUGCCGAAAUUGAAAGAAACUACUAAAUACUAAUAACGGGUCUUCAAUCUGUUACACGGAAGGAUCAUCGGUUACAAAUUGUUUCCCAAAUCAGAAAGCCCUAGGAACAGCCUAAAGCAUCACAAUUGCAUUUCAGAAAGGUAUUAUGUAAAUAAAAUUACAUCACAGAGUGCCUUUAUACUCAAUGCUGUUACCUGUCUUGACGCUAUGUGACCCCCACCCCCCCCCCCACCCCAUGACUGAGGAAUAAACUCAUCCAGGGAUCUGCAGUAUGGUUUCUCCUCCUGCAUUUUGGUGUCCAGCGGGAUUUUUAUGUGGCCCUGCAUUCACGGGUUUUGCAUUUCCCUUUUUUCUAAGGGUUUCCAUUGUAAAUAUGUACAUUUUCUAAAGAUGAUGUCAUCAAGUAGCAGCACGUCAGAAGAUUUAGUUACCUGGUUUCAGUCAUCUUUCAGUGUGCUGGCUUGUACAAUUAUCUUUUAAAAGGUACUUGGACAAUAAAGAAAAUAAGUCAA
Molecule: messenger RNA, 5735 nt
Organism: Callorhinchus milii (elephant shark)
Lineage: Eukaryota; Metazoa; Chordata; Chondrichthyes; Chimaeriformes; Callorhinchidae
Gene: axin1
Product: axin 1
Exons: 11
Coding region: 329-2941 (870 amino acids)
Biological process (GO): negative regulation of canonical Wnt signaling pathway
Source: RefSeq, a predicted model, not a curated record